Trichomonas vaginalis G3 is the source of this 780-nucleotide messenger RNA. RefSeq lists its product as uncharacterized. The record is from RefSeq and is a predicted model, not a curated record. The transcript has a single exon. Lineage: Eukaryota; Parabasalia; Trichomonadida; Trichomonadidae. Bases 1 to 780 code for a protein of 259 amino acids.
AUGGCAAAAAUUUUAAACGGCAAAUUCAUGCGAGGUAAAAAACCAACUUUACUACCAGAUGAUAAACUUCAAGAACUUUGUAAUGAAGAUUUUGAACAGAUCUUUACCAAAAUAGACGAAGCAAAACGAAGAUUUGUCGUUGCAAUUCAAGAUGACUUAAUAAAAUACGUUGAAGACUAUGAAACGUCUCGUAAAUCAUCAAAAGCAAAUGCAACUCAGAGCAUGAACUUUACUACCAAUAUAGAUAUUUCUGAUCCAGGAAUGGAUCAACUCGAUUUAAAUCAGUAUACGACUAAUGAUCAAUUUACUAAUAUUGAUCAAUCAAGCGGAACUGACCCUGGCAGUAUUACUGGUGAAACACUCACUGAUCAUAGAUCAUCACAAUUAACACCAAAUGAAUCUUCUAACGAAGAAUCCGCAAUCCAACGAACAACAGAUAAUCAAUUUUCUAUUAAUAAUCUUACUAUUGAUGAUACUAAUGAAUCAAAGCCACUUGAAUCCAUAAAUACAACCGGAAGUAUUCAAUCACCAACAAAGCCUAUAUCAACACCAAGCAGUCACUCUCCUACAAAGCCUGCUUCAACACCUACACCAAGUGUUCAAUCUCAGAUUCAAUCUCCAUCUCCAUCGCCAGCUCCUCCACCACCAGCUCCCAGAACAUCACCAAUGAAUUCUUCAAGAGAAGAAAAGACAGCUCAAGCUAUAAAACCAAGAAUCAUUCCUCAAGAAGAUGAUUUUGAUGAGGAAGAGGAUGACUUUGACUUCGGAGGCUUAGUAUAA